CUCAAGAUGGCUCGCACUACGCUCUCAAUCGCUCUCGUCGCUACCGCUGCCGCUGUCGUGAGCGCUCGGCCGACGUACGUCGCUCGCCUCCCCAACGGUGACAACGUCUCCGGGGUGGCGGCCCUGGGCCACGUGGACCCUGCUGGCGGCGGCGCCAACAACGACUUCGGUCUGGACUUCGCCAGCGCUGGCGACGAGUGGACGGCGGAGUUCUGCCAAAAGGACUCGGACGGCGAUGGCCAGACCAACGGCCAGGAGCUUGGAGACCCCUGCUGCGAGUGGAGCGUAGGAUCAACCCCUCGCUGGACGUCGGGUGUCUCGCACCCGGGC
Messenger RNA from Phytophthora sojae, 330 nucleotides. RefSeq lists its product as hypothetical. NCBI's taxonomy places the organism in Eukaryota, Oomycota, Peronosporomycetes, Peronosporales, Peronosporaceae. The transcript has a single exon. The annotation marks the transcript as partial. The record is from RefSeq and is a predicted model, not a curated record.